This is a messenger RNA of Pseudogymnoascus destructans, 1482 nucleotides long. RefSeq lists its product as uncharacterized. Gene Ontology annotation, biological process: transmembrane transport. The coding region runs from base 1 to 1482 and encodes 493 amino acids. The transcript is spliced from 5 exons. The record is from RefSeq and is a predicted model, not a curated record. Gene Ontology annotation, molecular function: transmembrane transporter activity. Lineage: Eukaryota; Fungi; Ascomycota; Leotiomycetes; Thelebolales; Thelebolaceae.
AUGGCCGAAUUACCACCCUCGGAGAAGAUUUCGCGGCAGUCGCCUUCCACUGCUGCACAUGACAAUAUAGAUGAUUCAAGCGAAGGCAGUAUUGUUGACUUCGAUGGCCCUUCUGAUACAGCGAACCCACUGAACUGGUCGUUCUCAAGAAAAGUGGUUACGAGCGGUCUUUACAGUCUGACAAGCCUCGGAUCCGUGUGGGCAAGCACAGCUUACUCUCCUGCCAAUAGCAAGGUCGCCGAUGAGUUCAAUGUGUCACCAGAUGUGGCCAUCAUCGGGACAAGUCUCUUACUCUUGGGCUGGGGAUUUGGACCGCUACUCUGGGCGCCGCUGUCAGAGGUUUACGGCCGGAAAUGGCCUGUCUUGAUCCCAUUCUUCGUCUCCAUCGUGAUGUCAUUUGGGACGGCGACGGCGAAGGAUAUCCAAACCGUCCUGAUUACUCGGUUCUUUACGGGAUUCUUUGGAGCUGCUCCGAUCACCUGCACCGGAGGAGUCUACGUUGACAUAUGGGAUGCAUCUCAACGGGGAAAUGCUAUUGUCGGCUACACGCUCGCCGUCUGUGGAGGCCCGUCCCUGGGACCCAUCGUUGGGGGCGCUAUUAUUUAUAGUGGCACAAAUUGGAGAUGGACUGAAUAUACUACCGGCAUCUUGCAGGCCUCGAUACUUAUUCCAGGUCUAAUAUUCAUCGAAGAAUCCUAUGUGCCGAUAUUGCUCGUUAGAAAGGCACGCAGGCUGAGACAAAACACGGGGAACUGGGCCCUGCAUGCUGAAUGGGAAGAAACCGCUGUUUCCAUCAAGGCACUCGCUAUAAAGUUUGGCCUGCGACCUCUACAGAUGCUACUGACGCCAGUUUGCCUCUCAGUUACUAUUUACUCCUCUUUCAUCUAUGGAACGUUCUAUGCCAGUCUGGCGUCGUUCCCCAUCAUCUUCCAAGAGGCACGAGGAUGGAACGAGCUCGUAGGAUCUCUUCCGUUCCUUGGUGUGCUUAUAGGAAUCAUUAUGGGAGCAGCACUCAGCGCCCUAAAUCAAAAAUACUAUAACAUCGCCUACGAAGCCAACGACUUCAAACCGGUACCCGAGGCUCGACUGCCGCCAAUGAUGAUUGCCUCAGUUAUUCUAUCCGGCGGACUAUUCAUCAUAGGAUGGACUGCUUCCCCACAGCUCCCAUGGAUAGCAGCCGUAAUAGGAGUUACCAUGAUGGGCUUCGGUUACUACACAAUUUUCACCAGCGCCCUAAACUACCUCGUCGACACCUUCCAGCGAUGGGGCGCCAGCGCCGUAGCCGCAAACACAUUCAUGCGAAGCGUGCUCGCUGCUGCAUUCCCGCUUAUUGUCCCGUCGAUGUUCCGAAGUCUGGGGAAUGAUUGGGCGUUCAGUGUGCUCGCCAUCGUCUCGGUGUUGAAUAUUCCGAUCCCGUUCGUCUUUUGGUUUUAUGGGCCUCGGAUCAGGGAGAUGGGGAAAUAUAGCUCUAAUAUGGGGUAG